AAGUUAAUGCUUCAGAUGAACUCCAAGAACAAAGCAGCAGCAGACGAGGAAGAGGAAGCAGCAGAGCUUGACGUGUCGGAUGAAGAGAUGGCAAGAAGAUACGAGACCUUGGUGGGAACAAUUGGAAAAAGGUUUGCCAAGAAGAGGGACCGCGCCAAUUACGAAGAAGACGGAGACGCAGACCCAUUGAAGCAGAGAAGGUGCUCCUAAAGCCCCAGAUUAAAAUGGAGCCUUCAACUAGGACCACACCUGUGAGCACAGCCACGGAGCUCCUCCUGGUGGUGACCAUCGUGGUUAAUGCUCCGGUGUUGACUUGUACAGAAAGGAGUCGUUUCAGAAGCUGUUCUUGUGACAGAUAGGGUGGAUGUCAUACAUCCUAGUGGCCUUCUUCGGGGGGUUGUAGCCCCAGGGCUUCAGAUCCAGGCAAAGGGCUGCUGCCUAGAGAUUUUUUUGGCCUGAUUUUUAUUUGUAUGUCUGUACACACAGACAGGACCCAUACAACAUAGUUCUCUGGUUACUGGCCCGGAAUUGACUGCUGUAAACUAUAAUUGUUUAAACCGCCCUUAUAUUUAUAUUUUACUUUAUUAAUCAUGUCAAGCCAAGUCACACAUUGACUUUGGAGUCACAUGUUCUGAGAACUUACCAGAUGAGCUCACCAAGAGCAGCCAUGAUUCUCCAGCCUGGAGUGUGGCCUGCUCUUGGGUCGCUGCCUGUUCAUAGUGGUAUGGGUUUUUUGUUCACUUAAGGCAGUUAAUUGGGUGAUUUUUCAAACGUCCUGUAAUAAACAUCUGUGUUCACAUA
Molecule: messenger RNA, 801 nt
Organism: Nannospalax galili (Upper Galilee mountains blind mole rat)
Lineage: Eukaryota; Metazoa; Chordata; Mammalia; Rodentia; Spalacidae
Gene: Mphosph6
Product: M-phase phosphoprotein 6
Biological process (GO): maturation of 5.8S rRNA
Source: RefSeq, a predicted model, not a curated record